AUGCCUCAGGGGGAUGGUGCCUCGUGGCCUCAUCUCGGGGAACUGUGCGCUCCCCAGGCUCCCCAGCACAUUAAUAAGUUACAAGAACAAAGAUAUGUGACACAAGUGCUGGACGACGCCAGAGCUUUCGCCAACUACGCUAAGAAGGCCAAGACGGUCGAGGUGGAGGACGUGAAGCUUGCCGUGCAGAUGCAGGUCGACCGAUCAUACACGGCGCCUCCGCCUAGAGAUCUGCUGCUGGAUUUAGCUCGGACCCGCAACAGCAAUCCUCUGCCCGCCAUCAAACCACAGUGCGGACUGCGGAUGCCUCCUGACCGCUACUGCCUCUCCGCCUGCAACUAUAAAAUGAAGAAGACGCCCAGGAGCGUGACGCGCGCGUCUAAGGCGGUCACCGCUGGCGCGGCCGUGAAGCCGGCGGUGUCUGUGGUGACGACCAAGUCUAGCAGCGCGCAGCAGACCGUCACGCUCGUACAGAAGCAGCACACGGUCGUCACCACGGGACCGCCACACAAAAUUGUCACCGUCAACAGGCCUUUGAUUAAAGUCACGUCUGGGCCACCAGGUGAUGUGGUACCAAAAUUUCAAGUAUCGCCGGGCGCCGUUGGAGUGAUUCACAUCAAGAACGAGGACGGCGGUAGCACUCCCACGGUCAUACCCAAGAGGAAGAGAGACGCUGACUAGGCCUCUACCUUCGUGCUAGUUAUAAUCUGGCAUUAUUUAUUGUAUUCUGUCUCUUAUUUUUGUAUUAAGAUUGUCAAUUCAU
Hyalella azteca is the source of this 763-nucleotide messenger RNA. It is a transcript of the gene Taf9, whose product is annotated as transcription initiation factor TFIID subunit 9-like. NCBI's taxonomy places the organism in Eukaryota, Metazoa, Arthropoda, Malacostraca, Amphipoda, Hyalellidae. Gene Ontology annotation, cellular component: transcription factor TFIID complex; SAGA complex. The record is from RefSeq and is a predicted model, not a curated record. Gene Ontology annotation, biological process: RNA polymerase II preinitiation complex assembly; DNA-templated transcription initiation. Gene Ontology annotation, molecular function: RNA polymerase II general transcription initiation factor activity; protein heterodimerization activity; transcription coactivator activity. The transcript is spliced from 5 exons. Bases 1 to 681 code for a protein of 226 amino acids.